ACAUGAUGUUACGGAAAAAUGAAAGACAUAAAAAACCCAAAAUCCCUAAUUGAAUGAAUCCCCUCUCCCAAUUGGUGCUCUCACUCCCCAUCACCGUCCACCUCUUCUCCAUCCGCCGCCGUCUUCAUCUUCUCCCAGCGAGCCACCUCACUUCUGCGGUUCUUCUCCUCUUCCAUCCCUCCGUUCCGCCAUUCAUCCUAUCCCUGAGCUUGAAGUCGUGUCGCCGCGAUUUCACUUCCAUUCCGCCGAGCUCUGCCAUCACCGUCACCUUCACGUCGUGCUCAGUGCUCACCUCCAGCUGUGCCGUCCAGUUGCAGCCGUCGCCUCCAGCCGUGCCUUCCAGUUCCGGCCGUCGCGUUCCAGCAUCGUCAUUGGCGCCUCAGAUUCUGGGUUUAGCCAUGGCUUCUGCUGGGCAGUUUUAUUAUCAGUAUCUAGACAACAGACGAUGAAUUUGAAAAAGUAGAUAUUGGAUUUGCUGGUCAGGAUAAUCAUUUGUCCCUUAAGGCGGUGGGUGAUUCAUGAGUUUAGUCACGAGGCGGACAUGGAUUUUAUAAAACAAUGGUACCAAAGACAGGUUAUCUGUCAUUCAUAUCACUGUAAUUGUCUGCAAAUGCACUAUCUGGAUAUUCCACAGAGAAGGGCAAAUAUAUCUGUCAUUCAUACCACUGUAAUUGUCUGCAAAUGCACUAUCUGGGAUAUUCCACAGAGAAGGCCAAAUAUCCACAGAGAAGGACAAUCACGGGCGAGUAUAAAGGCAACUUAAGCACUUGGAUGGAAAAUAAAUUGAAGGAUCUACCACCAAUAAUAGAUUGGUGGUCCUAUAUCAGGGACAAACUUAUACAAAUAUUCCAGCUCAUUUUUGCAACAUUGAAGAAUAUGUUCUUGAAGAAUGACUACCAUGGUAGAUUGAGUAUCCAUUCAAUCAAAGUUGGAUUUUUCAGGGAUAAGCAGUUGCGUGAUAUCUUGUCCAAUAUGGAAAACCGUAGGGUUAGUACUAACUACAUUCAAGACAAACAACUGGAUGAUGUCAAGGCGCUGAGAUCAAUUAUUUCCCAUAUUAUUAACCUUUCUUUUGGAACGGGUAACAAGCCUCACAUUAUUGAAGUUGAAGAGCUUUAUUAUCAUCGAUUCAAUUUCCUCCAAAAAAAAAUAUAGUGACGGGUAUAAUUUUUUGCC
Molecule: messenger RNA, 1176 nt
Organism: Arachis ipaensis
Lineage: Eukaryota; Viridiplantae; Streptophyta; Magnoliopsida; Fabales; Fabaceae
Source: RefSeq, a predicted model, not a curated record